AUGGAGCAAUUCCAUGAGCAAAAUAACAUGCAACUUUCAGCUGCUGCUAAUGGUAUAGACGUUGAUCCCACCUGCUCUGGUAGCGAUGAAACCGACUUACUUGAAGAAUAUUUCAACUCCCUUCCUUAUGGAUAUCGAUUUUGCCCUUCUGACGAGGAGUUGAUUGAGCAUUACUUAAAGAAGAAGGUGAACAACGAAACCUUACCUCGUAACCGCAUUAGCGAGGUUAAUCUCUACAGCAAAGAUCCUUCGGAGCUCGCCGCGGAAUUCAAACCAUUGACAGAAACAGAGUGGUAUUUUUUCACUCCAAGACAGAAAAAAUAUCCGAAUGGAUCAAGGCCAAAUCGUGCUACUCCUAAGGGAUAUUGGAAGCCAACUGGAACUGAUAAGGCCAUUCCCCCUGAUUCUAGGCACCCUAUUGGAUACAAAAAGACCCUUGAUUUCUACGAAGGGAAGCACCCAGGAGGGAGAAAAACUGAUUGGAAAAUGCACGAAUAUAAAGUCAAAGACAACACUUCUCAAAACAAUGGCAGGGCCAAGAAUGAUAUGAAGUUGGAUGACUGGGUUUUGUGCAAGCUAUACAAUAAGAAGGAAAAGAACGGUGAGGAUGCAGCGAAUAGUGCCCCUCAGGCGAAUGUGAUUGUAUCACAGAAUGAAGCAUCUGUAAUGCCUGAAACGAAUAAUGAGCUUGAGGACAUUGCAUCUCAGCCAAAUCCUAUUUACGGAUCAUUACAACAUGAAGACGAAUCAUCUUACGGAAUGUAUUUGAUGCUCAGUGACCCUACAGCUCCUAUUCUGGAUAACGAUAUUUCCUAUUAUAGGAUAGACGAUCGUUUCCCUGAUGUAUUCGACGGUCCAGGUCCAUCGUAG
Theobroma umbraticum is the source of this 870-nucleotide messenger RNA. Its product is annotated as NAC transcription factor 32-like. NCBI's taxonomy places the organism in Eukaryota, Viridiplantae, Streptophyta, Magnoliopsida, Malvales, Malvaceae. Gene Ontology annotation, molecular function: DNA binding. Gene Ontology annotation, biological process: regulation of DNA-templated transcription. The record is from RefSeq and is a predicted model, not a curated record.